Molecule: messenger RNA, 451 nt
Organism: Owenia fusiformis
Lineage: Eukaryota; Metazoa; Annelida; Polychaeta; Sabellida; Oweniidae
Source: the annotation of a GenBank genome assembly
AAUUAUGAGACUACUUUUCCUGUUUUCUGGUCUCGUCAGAACGCACCCGUGAUGCAAACUAGGAGACCAAUACUCGUCAUUCUGUGCGUUUUGCUGUUUCAAAAAGUUGCAGCAUUCUCAAAGCGAUCACAGAGAAACACGAAAUCGCAAUAUACUUGUAGCGUUUCUGAUUUAGAUGAGAAAAGCCUAAAGGUUGUCUUUCAAUUCAAAUGUGACUGUCAAGGCACACCCCACACGGAUAAAUGGACAUAUGAUUGCAACGGUAUACUCACCACGGCCAAGAAUACAAUACAGAAGCUUGACUCAAAAAUAAACAUUAUUGAAGUUUUGGACUUAUCCUCGAAUAAUAUAUUCAAAUUAAAAAAUGAUGUAUUUUCAGAUGACCAAAUCAGUCAGCAUCUAACUGUUCUACGACUUUCAAAAAAUAUUAUAAAGAAACUUACAAAACCAG